CUCACGCUCCCAACUCCUCCCUCCAUUCACGUCCACUUAACCAUGCCCCCACCUCCCCUGGUCUACAAGAGUAACAGAAGAAUUUUCCGAGUGGAGUUUAAUGCAGAUGACUUAACUGGUUUACUUUAAUUUGUCGUCUGGAAUUUCCAGAAAACAAUUACUUUUUUCCUUUCUGUCUUUACCACUUUACCAACUGUCAAUACAUUUAUAAAGCAUAAAUUAUUAUAGUAUCAAAAUGAAUACAUGAAGUAAUGCAAAAUACAUUGGUGAUCUUUUUGUGUUAUAUCCUGUUGAUGUGCAUGUUUUGACACCAUGGUGUUUUUUCCACAUAAGAAACCACAGACUUCUGCUUCAUUUAUUACCUGCUACACCCUGUUACAUGACAGCUCUAAACAUGCAGCAGCUCAACUCAUCCAACAGCUCGCUCAUCGCUCCUGUCUCUACUGAGAACAGAAUUGCAAGUGGUGUGCUGGCAGUUUGCUUCAUUUUGGGAGUCCCUGGUAAUAUUGCUGUAAUGGUACGUCUGUCUGGAUGGCUGAAGAGAGGCAGUUUCACCCCGAGACUGAUGCUAAGCCUGGCCAUAUCAGAUCUACUCACUCUGAUUUCUCUGCCGAUUUGGAUUUGGGAUUUUUUGCAUGGCUGGGUGUUUGGCUUGGUCUUGUGUAAGCUUCUCUCUUACAUGGUCUACUUAAGCCUCUACUGCAGCAUACUGUGUGUGGUGUUGAUGAGCAUGCAGCGAUACAUCCAAGUGCUGCAUCCAGAGAAAUGGAAGAAGCUUGGCAAAAAAGGAAAGAAGAUCCUUUUGAGUGGGAUGUGGAUGUUAAGUGCAGUUUUAUCAAGCUAUGCUCUUGUACAGCGCAAUCUAAGCUUGGACAGAGAAGGACGUCUUCAGUGCAGGCUAAGCUAUCGGUAUGAUGUUGAAAGAGUGGCUACUUUAAUCUGGGAGAUGAUAAUAUUUGUGGCUUCAUUCACCUUAGUAUCUUAUUUCUACUUUCAUCUGUACAGAGGAGUUAAUAACUCAGCUUUCUUUAGCAGUAACUCAUUGACAAAGCUGGUGACCAGAAUUGUUGUGUGUUUCUUCAUUUUUUGGAUCCCAUUUCACAUCAAAAACACUCUGCUCAUCAUUGCGGUGUUGAUUGGGAAUGACAGUCUUUUAAGAUCUGCAGAAUCUGGAGACAAUAUCACUGCAGCUCUGACUCAUUAACAGUUGUGUGAACCCCUUCCUGUAUGCUUUUUCUGCUCGGGCUCUACGUCAAAACUCAGACAAUGAUGAAGAGGUUUGAGAGAGGUUAUGGAUUUACCCUGAAAGCCAGUUAUUGUACAAAUAUCCAUUUAGACCUAAACCCACUUCUGCUUAAUAUUUUAGCCAGUUUGAAUGAAUUUUUUGUGUCUUUUAUUAAUUAUAUUGUUUGCAGAUUAAAGAAAGGAAAUAUCUUACUGUGCCAUGUACUGUAACUGUAAUACAAGCCCUUUCUCAGAUGAUUAUGCUUAAUAUUGAUGAUCUGUAACAGCUUUAUAAAAAGUGAAUGGUCUAUUCAAUUCUGAGUUACUAUUUAUUCAUACUUUUCCAAGUCUGCACUGUAAAUGUUAAAUUUAUUUUAGACGGAUUACUUUAUCUCCCUUUAAUAGACAGUGAGGCCUUUGUGGUUUUGAUGCUUAAAAAAACAUUCUUCUCCUUUUUUUAAGAUGUGCUGUCUGUCUUUUUGACUAAAGCAGUUCUUGUAACUUAGAAAUGCUUUUCCUUACACUGAAACCACAGUCAUGCUUCCCUUUUUCAGUCAGAUUUAAAACUAAAAAAAAGAAAGCCUUUGAGUACAGUAUCACCAACCCAUAUCCGUUUGGUUACAUGAAACGUUGUGUAUCUGUUAUCCAUGUGAUCGUGUUCAUUAACCUGUUAAUCUCUAAAUUGUAUCAGACAUAAUCUUGUAUUAGAGAUAAGAGGGGUACAUUUUAAAUAAGAUGAUCUGUUAACAUGGUGAAAUUUAAAAAUAAAAAAAAUAAAAA
Tachysurus fulvidraco (yellow catfish) is the source of this 2004-nucleotide messenger RNA. RefSeq names its product leukotriene B4 receptor 1-like. Lineage: Eukaryota; Metazoa; Chordata; Actinopteri; Siluriformes; Bagridae. Gene Ontology annotation, cellular component: membrane. Gene Ontology annotation, biological process: G protein-coupled receptor signaling pathway; immune response. The coding region runs from base 380 to 1204 and encodes 274 amino acids. Gene Ontology annotation, molecular function: G protein-coupled receptor activity. The transcript has a single exon. The record is from RefSeq and is a predicted model, not a curated record.